AUGGACAUCAUCCUUAAUGAUACAGACAUAGAACAAGAAUGGACAACAUCAGAUCAGGAAACUGAAAAUUUUGUGAAGAACAUAAAGUUUUUGAAACUUCUCCCCUUGAAUAAGGAAUGGAAAAGCAAAAUUAGUGAUAGUUCAGUACAAUCUGAUAACAAGAAGAUGGAGUCUGUACCAAUAGUCUUAAUACUGGCAACAGCAGGUGGUAGUGAAGAAAUAAGGGAUAGUACAGAACCAGAAGCUUCUGUUGAUGAGAAAUCAAUACUUAUUAGUAACGAAGAUGUAGAAAAUAUUAAAGAAGAAGAUGAUUAUCAAAUUAUAGAUCCAAAUGUAAGUUUAAAAACGAAUCCAGAAGUAGAAGAUUCGGUUAAAAACAUUGAAGAAACUGUAGAUCAUGUGGUUAGAGAAGAAUUAAGAACAACCGUCCAACCAAUUCAUGAUCAAGAUGUGAAUAUUGAAGAAAUAGAUAAAGAAGAUAUAACAGAAAUAGAAGAAAUCAAGAAUGAUAUAGAUGAAGCUCUAUCGGAUUGCAAGAAGGACAAAAAUUGCAAAUUUACACCAGACGAUGACAGUUCAGAAAUAACAGAAGAUUUAUUUGUUAGUCAAGAAAAAUACAGUUUAGAAGAUUCAGAACACAGUUUAGUUAAAGAUGAGAAAAGUUUAGAUAAAACAUACAAACUAUCAAUCGUGAUCAAUAAAUAUAUAAUUGUUAAAUAA
Molecule: messenger RNA, 720 nt
Organism: Danaus chrysippus (African queen)
Lineage: Eukaryota; Metazoa; Arthropoda; Insecta; Lepidoptera; Nymphalidae
Source: the annotation of a GenBank genome assembly